UGUCUUGAAAAUGGCAUCUAUUCUUGAAUUGGCGCUUGAUAGAAAAAUCACCGUAGAGCACGUAGUAUUAUGGCUUUUAUCAAAAGGGAAAGAUAGUGGCCUUCCAGAAGAGAUCAUACAACAUAAUAAAAUAAGACAAGAAUUCAUUCCCUACUUUUUAAACUACUUACGUGACCAGACAUUACAUUUAUUACAGAAUUCUAAAUCAUUUAACAACUCUCCUUCCAAAACACCAUCUUCGAAUAAUAAUAAUACAAAUAAGUCUGUGAAGAAAUCAAAUACUGGAAGUUCAAAACGAACACAACUCUUUGCUGCCAGUCCUUUAGAAAGCUCCUCAAGUAAGGAUCUCUGCAGUCCGAUAUUAUCUCCUCAUAAUGGAAAUGAAUCCCCGGUGUUUCGUGGAUCAGCAGAUCGUGGGAAACGGUCAGAUCCUAAAGGUGGAUAUCAAAAUAAACACAAUUCUCCUGCAGGUACUCCUGACCCAAAUAGAUCUAAAUAUAAACUUAGUCUUGGUGAAUACAUGAUGUCUCCAGAUCCCACACAAAGGAGAAAAUCUGGAUGUAAGGAAACUCCUGAUUCAUCUCCUCUCUUCUCCCCAGCUGAGACUAAAAACAAACAUUCUGGAAAGAAAAGAGCAACAUUAUACCCAGUUGGUAAAAGUAGUGGUAUAUCAAAAGAAUCUUCACCUGUAUUUAGAUUGUCAGAUAAUGAUUUUCCACCUGUUACAAAGAACAGCCAAAGAAAUGAUGAAACUCCUAAACCAAAGCGGCGUAUAAACCCCACUCAGCUAUUACCAGAUGCAAAGAAGUAUGCUGUGGCAAAAUUUCAGAAAUUUGCAGAAGUAGUAGAAAAACCACAGAAUAAUAUUCCUAGCCGAUCCCAAAGUGAUUCGGCUAUACCAACUAUAGACAAUGAGAACAUUUGCUUAGCCGAUGAAAGAGAAUUAUUAAGGAAAGAGAAAGCCAAAAGACAGACGAGUAAUAAUGAAGUUGUUUCCAGCCCUGUGAACAAAAGCAUAUCAGUUUUAACACCAUCUAAAUCAAGUGUAGAGCGUCAAUCUAGUAUUAGCAGUAAUAGUGAAUUUGUUCAAGCCAAGAUGGAGAGUGUCACCUACAAAGAAAAGCUAGAUAUUAUAGCAGAACUUUAUUCAAGAUGUCUUGAUGAGCACUUGUUUCCAAAUAUUUCUGUAGAGCUAUAUUUUUUGACACAGUUGCUGACAUCUUUAUCAGAGGAGAUAAAGACAGAAUCAAAGACUAUAAAUGAUGAUUUGGAAGAUGUCAGUUUAUUUUUAACAGUACAUAAUGCAGUUUACUUCUCAGUAUCUGUUCUAAAAAAUCAAUUACACCUGUUGAAGUAUUUAGAUAAGAGUGUAGUAAAAUUGUUGGCUGAAAAUAAGCGAAUUGUAGAUUUCUCUCCUGCACUUCAAAAUGAUUUAAUGAAAUUGUACGAACAGUCUUCAUUUAUCAAGCGCUCAGCAUUUUGUCCAAGAUCUCCAAUUGGUGGUGUAUCAUUUCAAGCCGAUACUGAUAACAGAAAAAACUUCCCUAACGAUCGUCUCUUUCAUCUCUUCAAGAAGCAAAGAGAUAUGUUUUAUGAGUUAAUAAGAGAAUGGGAAGAGAAGAGAUUAUCAAAUGGUUGGUCUGUAUCGGACAUGUUAGGUGAUAGAAUUAGAUAUUUAAUCAAUGUUAAAACAGAUCUAGCCAAUCAUCUUCAUUUUGGACGACUUUUUCUCUCCCAGUUGAUAUCGAUGUGUAAAGGAGAUGGAACUAUUAGAACAGAUGAUGACGAUGAUAAUAUAGCAUUAUUAGCCCAUUUGAAAAAAACUAAUCCAGAAAAAUUUAAAAGAUUACAAGAAAGAUUCAUUCAACCAUUCAGUGUUGGUGGACCAUGUCCGCCAUCUAGUUUUCCUGGCAACCAGGAAUUUUUUAGAGAGUUUAUUUUAUGUGCUUCAAGUCCUGUUUUCAAUCAACAUUUAUCAAAUAUCUUUACAGCUAAAAUUAAAAAGCUGAAUAAUACAGAAUUUUGUCAGAAAGCAUCUGCAGAAAAUCAAGAAGCAGAAGGUGUUAAUCAGGAUCAACAUCAACUAUUUGCUUCUUGUUUAUUGACACUGAGACUGCUUGGUAAAUUUCUGGGAUUUGUGACAUUUCUACCAUAUCAAGCUACAGAUAGUUUACCCGAUAGUAUACAGUCUAAUUAUAUAGAACUUAGAAAUAAUCAACCUCAUCAGCUAGAUGUUUUAGAAUUAAUUCACCUGUCCCUUGCUACAUGUCAUUUAACGUUAACAAUACCAUGGAUUAUAGAGUAUUUGAGUAUGAUGGAUAAAACAGCUCCUUUAUUACAUUAUUAUCAACUGGUACUAUUUACACUACAAUACAUACACAAGUUAUCGUGGAAGAAGGUUGGAGGAAGUAAUUAUGAAUUUGGAUAUAUGUUAUUGGUGGCCAUGUUAGGAUGGUUGUUUGAGAGUCCUGUCAUGCCUCAAGGUAUAUUUUUGAUGGAAUUAUCAAAUGAUAUAACCCAAUAUAAAACUGCAGAAUCCACUUUGAUGCCUCUUGAUAAUUUAGAAUUGGUGAAUCGAGAACUUUUAUAUACAGUCUGUCCAUAUAUAGGUGAAAUGAGAACAUUAUUAGUCGAGUUUGCUGUAGGGGCUAGUAGUCGACCUACAAUACGUAAAAUAACACCUGUAGCAGCUGAUGAUUUACCUGAACCUGAUACAUCUACAAACAUACAGACCCAACUUGAAGAAAACUUUUUUCACAAUCACCCGUCAUCAUUAAAGAGAACGGUUGAGUUUGUAUCUGAAAGAACAGCUUCGAAUUUUAUCAAACAUUUUCGAGCUACGGAUCUUCCUGUUUCUAUCGAGGAAUCUAAGUCAAGGCUGAAUAAACUCUUGAUCUUAUCUAGUGGAACGUCUCCAGCUACUAAAUUAAAAGAUAGAUCACAGAUAGAAUAUAAGAAAUUAGCCCAGACUAUUUGUGAAGAAAUUAGAAAGAAAGUUUCAGAUUCAAAGAGAGAAUAUUGUUUGAAUCGUGUCAAGGCAGCUCUACAGUUACUUCUACCUGAUGAACAGACUCCGGCUGUUGUUACCAUGGCAGCUAAUAUAUCUUGUAGAAUGACAGAAGAACGAAUUAAACAUUGGAUGAAUAAUCACAUUACAACAAGUAUGUAUUUGAAAGAAGUAAAUGCGGAAGCUGAUCGAUUAUACAAAAAAGAACUAUUAAAUAAAUCACCUAACAAACAGGCAUCGCAGAAUGAAGAUGGCAGCACAGUAUUGGUUCCAACACCAGGAGUGGUACUGUCAUCACCUAGCUCUACCAUUGUCUCUGAACAUAGAGAAGACAUCAUGCCAUUAUCAGAAUUAUUGGUACAUUUUAUGGGUAUAGAUAGAGAGUUAACAGUACAUGGUAAUUGUAAUAUAGAUAGUACCAGAUUAUUGAUGUUAUUAAAUACAGCUCAUCUUAUUGUAUUAUAUAAAGAGGACACCCUUCCCCAGUCAAUUAAAUCAUUAGCUCAAAUUGUUUUAGAUUUGUGUCUAACUGUAGUUUGUUGUAAGCCAGAUUUAUUUACCAGUGAUUAUAUUGAUGUAUGUAAAUUAUUGUGGACAACAGAUUUAAAACAUCAAACUAUAUUCUCUACAGUAUCUUCUAUAAGAUGGCAUUAUAUGUUAUACAAUAGUUCAAAUAAACAGAUUUCCAGGAAGAAAUAUAUUUUAUUUAUCAUUAUGUUAUUAGAAGACGAAUUGAUAUCUCCACAAGUAUAUGAAAAUGGUUGUUUAAAAGUGCUGAAAAGUUCAUCUAUAUAUCAUGACUAUAUAGAGGAAAAUCUCUGUGAUAUUGUGCAUUAUUUUAAAUCAAGUUCUGAGAAGAAAUUAAAUGUUGACUUUACCGAGACAUUAGAAUGGAUAAAAUUAAAUAACAGUGAUAAACUUUGUGUGAAUAAUAAACUCUCGAAUCUGAUCAUUGAAAGCUGAUACAGCGACAGUGUAAUUGUAAAAUAGAUCUAAUAUGUGGCCAGUAAAUUUAUAUU
Patella vulgata (common limpet) is the source of this 4026-nucleotide messenger RNA. RefSeq names its product codanin-1-like. Gene Ontology annotation, biological process: chromatin organization. NCBI's taxonomy places the organism in Eukaryota, Metazoa, Mollusca, Gastropoda, Patellidae. Bases 11 to 3970 code for a protein of 1319 amino acids. The record is from RefSeq and is a predicted model, not a curated record. Gene Ontology annotation, cellular component: nucleus. The transcript is spliced from 27 exons.